Messenger RNA from Acanthoscelides obtectus, 371 nucleotides. The record is from the annotation of a GenBank genome assembly. Lineage: Eukaryota; Metazoa; Arthropoda; Insecta; Coleoptera; Chrysomelidae.
CAGAUUUCCACAGUACAUCGCGAGUGCCAAACAUCGAUAACUUACCGCGUUUGACAUUAGACUGAGUUCGUGCCGCGAUGAGCGAGAGCGCGUACAAUUCUCCGCUGUUGGCGCGCCGCCUCGAAGCUGCAGCGUUCGCAGCUUCUUCGGGAUCAGCUUCGUGCUGCAGCUCGCCCGCCCGCAGCAUCCGCAGCCAUCAUAUCGAGGACUUGACCGAUUCGGACGGAGAAGGAGAUUCUUUGCUCAUCACUGAAGUGCCAGGCGUUCCAGAACAGACAGUAUGCUCAGGAUGGCUCAAGUUCAGAGACAACAAGAAGGUUGGAGACAAAAUAUUGCCACCUGUUGCUAGGUAUUGGCUACUAAGACAGUGA